This is a messenger RNA of Penicillium daleae, 186 nucleotides long. RefSeq lists its product as uncharacterized. The record is from RefSeq and is a predicted model, not a curated record. Bases 1 to 186 code for a protein of 61 amino acids. The transcript has a single exon. NCBI's taxonomy places the organism in Eukaryota, Fungi, Ascomycota, Eurotiomycetes, Eurotiales, Aspergillaceae.
AUGACCAUGAUCAUGACCCGAUCUGUUCCUCUCCCUGCGCGCCUCCAACGGUUCCGCCAACGCCAACUGGAGACCUUCACUGGAGACCGAGUUGCUACGGUACGCACUGCGAUUGGCACGUCCGGCAAUCUCCAAGAAUCAUUGGAUCUCGGCCCCACCCAGUCUCGACCCUCUCGAUCCUCGUAG